Molecule: messenger RNA, 3266 nt
Organism: Ahaetulla prasina
Lineage: Eukaryota; Metazoa; Chordata; Lepidosauria; Squamata; Colubridae
Product: PC-esterase domain-containing protein 1A-like
Exons: 8
Coding region: 195-2228 (677 amino acids)
Source: RefSeq, a predicted model, not a curated record
UCUGCAGCGGCCGUUUCGGAGCUCCGACCGAAGCCGGCUCGAAAGUCACGGAGGAAGGUGAGCAAAAGCUCGGCCAGCCGCGUCUCCGCCGGUUCGCGGGGAUCAGCGAACCGGGACUCCGGCAGAGACACGCCGAGCGGAGCUCCUGCAGGAGAGAAUCCCAGUGACGGGUAGGACCCGAGUCCGGUUUUGCCAUGAAAAAAGUCAACUUUCUCUUGGCCGAGAUCCACGAUUUUACGUCGGAGGAGGCUCAGCAGCUGCUGCACAACAAAUUUGUGGUUGUGAUAGGGGACUCUAACUACCGUGCAAUAUAUAAAGAUUUGGUCUAUUUUCUGCAGAAGGAUGAGAUGAUCCCUACCGCAGAGCUGAAGGAGAAGCAUGAGCCGACUUUCUCCAAGGACUGCCUGGUGGAAUUAAACGAGUCUUCCGGAAACGAUUACCGUUUGGUGCGCCAGUACCGCACCCGACACCACCUGGUGCGCUUCUACUUCAUCACCCGAGCUUAUUCGUCCUACGUAGACAGCAUCAUGAAUGACUUCCGAGCAGCCCUGGAGGCCGAUCUGGUGCCCGACGUUGUUAUCGUGCAUUCUUGCCUCUGGGACCUCAACAGGUAUCAUGAUAAGUUUCCCACGGAGCCGCCACUCCCCAAAGCGAUCCGAGAAUACCGCCAGAACACGGAGAAGCUCUUCCAAGCGUUGGACGAAGUUCUUCCUUCCAGCACUCUCAUAAUUUGGAACACGGCCAUGUCCAUCACGAAAGACGCCCGUGGAUACGUCGUUGAGCAACCCUGCAAGAUGUCAGCUGAGGAUAUGAUCGAAGCCAACUUCUACAGCACCAACCUGGCCCGAGCGUUCUGGUUCGACGUCCUGGACCUCCACUACUACUUCCGGUUCCUGCAGGACCUCCACGCCCCCGAUGGCACCCACUGGAACUUCCGGGCCCACCGCUACCUGACGAAGCUCCUGCUCACCCACCUGGCCGAAGCUUGGCAGGUCCAGCUGCAGAAAGAGAGGCCGCUGAUGGGCAUUCAGAAGUUCCGAAAAACGUCUCCCUGGAGGAACCUGGAACCUGCCCCUCCUCAGCUGAUCCCCACCCUGUGGACCAACGGCUCAGCCCGGAGCUAUUCCAAGAGACCUUCUCACCUCAGUCGUAAAGCCUACAAAAAGAGGCUCAGAGCAAGGCUGAGUCAGUGUUCCUAUUCGCCUGUCCAGCUUGGGGUCCCCAACGAUGGGCUUCACCGUGAACACAACCCUUGGCCCUCUGCCGCUCUCCCCGACCCCCAGAAUUCUCCCACUGGCUUGCCCUGGGUACCCCUAAGAUCAUCUGAAUGCCUUCAACCUGUUCUGCGUUAUUACCCUUGUGGCCCAGAACGUGGAGGCUACAACAGGUGGCCUGUAGGUUCUCUUGAACAAGAGCAUCUCCUUCAACCCGGUCCAGAUUUUAAUUCUCGUGCCUCACGUUCCGUGGGCAGGGAUAGUUGGCCCAUACCUUCAUUUGAAGGAGAACAGUGCCUUCCCCGCCACUACGACGGUCACUCUCAUGACCCAUUCUAUGCUGGCUAUGAUGCUACACCCAUAAGUGGAGAGGAGCAUCACCUUCAACCCAAAGCAGGUUGUUCUUUGGUCCCAGAUAGUUCUGGUGGCCAUAGCAGACCCAUACAGCAAGGUGUCCCAUUCUAUUCCAGUCCUUGUGAGCCUCUAUUCCAAGAUGGCAGUCCCAGCAGCUUCGCUGACCAGGGGCCAGGAUUCCACCCCUAUAACCCCCCUCAUUUCCCACAAGGCGUGAGUGAUGCCAGCGGACCCUUGAAUAUUGUGGAACAGGAGCAGUGUCUCCAGCCCCAUAAUUAUUUCCAAGAUGCCCACGAACCCAAUCAUGACAGUUGGGUCAUGGGUUCGCCCGAGGAGGGCCCGUGGCCCCCGUUUCAUCCUAGGGGAGACCUUCCUGUCCAUCACAAUGUUAGGAAUGGCCCUUGGUCCACAGACGGAGAUGGAGGAGAUCCGGGCUUCCCAUUCCACAUGGAUGAAAAUCAUCCCCAUUGCUUCUCUGGGCCGGAAUCCUUUACUCACGAGGAAGGCUGGGAUCCUUUCAGCCUGUCAUGGAGAAUACCCUGUGGGGCCUGGAAUGGGUCCCGGAAGAUGCUCCCAAACCGCCCUCGACGUGCUCACCACAGACGCCAAGCCUGUGCCCCUUACGCUGCCAGCAGGAAGAGAUCCAGGGACUCUUAUUAAUCUGGUGCCCAUCCCAACCAGGGGCUGUUCUGUUCGGCGGUUUGUGCUGUGACCCAGUAGGUGGUAGUAAAUGCAAUCAGUUCAAAAACAAACAGACUUUAUUAGAACAGCUGAGAAUUAACUCAUUCUCAGCAUCGUCCAAACUAAAUCAAAGCAAAUUCUUCCUAACACAAUUCUUCAGUCUUAUCACCAACCUUGGUCUAAUUAGGCAAACUGCGAACUAACUUUCUUGGCAAAAGUUCAAAAGCAGAAGACGCCGUCAAGAAAUAAAUGCAGCAAGACAAGGAGCAAGUCUAUCAAUGUUGUUUUCCCACAAAGAGCCCAAGAGCCGUUGCUGGUCUUUUAAGAGGGGCCAAUCAUCUCUUGGCCCUACUCCCGAGUCAUCCUCUUUCCUUUAGCUGCUCUUGCCUUCUGGCAGCUCUUCUCAUGCUCCUCCUGUUCCUCUGCCUCACUACUCUCAGCCUCUGGAGGCUCCGGAGUCUGCACAUCACUCCCGGAUGGCCCUGGCCCCACCUCAGCCUCCGAUGCAGAGCCCUCAUCUGGGCCUUCCCCAGCCUCCAGGACUGGCCCAAGCUCUUCCUCAGCCUCAUCGCUGUCUGACUCCGUUGCCAGCUCUGCAGGCUGCUGGCGGACCACAAUAGUUUGACAAACAUGGCGGGACCGUUUUUUUUCUCCCAGGCUGCAGUUCCAUCUUUGCCCAUUGUAGAAAUGCUAGUUUGAGCAUCUCGGUUAUGGAGCAAUUUGGAGUUGAAGAGCCAACAAUUUGGGAUUUCUGAGGUUGAUGAAAUGUUUGGGGGGGGAAAAAAUCAGAAUCCGGUCUGGGAGCUGGUGAGGUUGUGACAUCAUGCAAGACCAGGGAAAGGGGCUAUGGGGACAGGUUAGGUCAGUAGUUUUCAAACUUGGCUCCUUUAAGAGCUACAUGGAGUUCAACUCCCAGAAUUCCCCAGCCAACAUGGCCAAUUCUGGGAGUUGAAGGCCACACAUCUUAAAACAGGGAUCUCCAAACUUGGCAGCUUUAAGACUUGUGGACUUCAACUC